UUUCAAACUUUUUUUUCAAACUUUUUUUUUUUUUCGUUUGCUCAAAAACCCUGCCGUCCGCCGUGCGACCGAGUGCCAGUCCCCUCCCUGCGCUUGCAGCCAGCAUGGCCAAGUCCUCCACAGCGUCGGUAGCGGGCACGGACGGCGGUGGCGGAGGAACGCCGCCCGAGCUGCCAGACAGCGCCACCGCCGCCGCCACGCCAGCAGCAGCAGCAGCUCUAACGCCUAGCGCGCUGGUGCAGCAGCUGCAUGCGCAACAAAUGCUUGCAAACAACAGGCAGCCCCCUUCGACCCCAGUCGGUGCUGGCGCUGGCAAGCAGGGUCCUCCGUCAAGUGGCAGCCGGUCCAAACCACGAAACAGCGCCAGCACGAGCAGCAGCAACACCAGCAAGCCAAAACGACCGCGCUCAGGCGCCAGUGCUUCCAAAGCACCCGGUGCGGCCGCUGGCAAGUCCGGCACGGCGGCGCGAAAGAGUGGGCCAGCUGGAACGUCUGCCCAGCCAUGUGCAGAAAACUCGGACGAUGAGCAGGCAGAAGAUUCCUUCCAAGGCGAAUAUGUCACGCGCUGCAUCUGUGGAUUUAGCCACGACGAUGGUUUUAUGAUUUGCUGUGAUCGAUGUGAGGUUUGGCAGCAUCUUGAUUGCAUGGGUCUCAAGUCUGGACGACUGCCCGAGACGUACUACUGCGAGCACUGCUCGCCCCGUGAUGUGAAUAAGAGUCGCGCCAUGCUCUUGCAGAUGCGAAAACGCGAGUCGAUGAAUUCCAGCGAUCUCUCGGACGACGAAGGCAGUGCUGUGCCACCACCACCACCGUCAAGCCGAUCAACGCCCGGCAAUGCUUCUCGCCAGCGAAGUUUGAGCACGACUGUGGUUCCAGUCGUCGUCGCCGCCCCUCCUCCUCCUCCUCCUCCCUCGGAUUUUGCGUCCCGGUUGCUACGGCCAUUGCCGAACGGCCAUCAUUCACCCACCGUCAACAUUGAAGACGACGUGGAUGAUUCACCGUCCGCUGCCGAUGCUCCUCAGCCGGAUCUGACGUCUGGAGCGGACGUCACUCCUCUUGUUAACUCAUCUACGACAGUGCCUCCACCCCGGCUCUCGUCAGCACUGGCCAGCCGGCUGACGCCGCUCGUGAUUCCCCCAUCAACAACCUCCAAAGAGCUCUCGAGCUUAUCGACGGCAAACUCAACCGACUCUGUCUCACCCUCGGUCGGCGAGUUGCCGCGCAUGGAAAUGUGCUGGGAGGCCCUCCCUUCCAACCCAUUUAAUGCGCUUCAUCAGUCAAUCCAGCAGUGCAUCGUUGAAAAUGAAGAUGCACGGGCCAUUCUGGCAGACGAGGUGGCUCGCCUCGAUGCGGAGCGCCACGCCAGCCGUGUCAAUGUCACUACUGAUAAGACUAGCCAAGCGCCGUCGACCGAAUCCAUGGAGACUGACGCGCAAGCGACUGCGGCUGCGCAAGGCGUGUCUGAGCCGCAAGUCAUUCUUCCUCGUGACGCCAGCGACGUGGAAACAGUGCUGCUGGACGCGAGUCAGUACAAUCCCGUGUCUAGCACUCUUUUUUGCAAUGGUGCGCCAGCGCCAGUACUAUCCAUCGAGCCUGUUGGUCCCAACCAGCAACGAAAAGGCGUGCUUGUUGCGGACAAUGUCUCGGUUGGCCGUUUCCUUUGUGAGUUCCUGGGCGAAAUCACAACACCUGCGGCAGCGUUGCACUGCCAUGAAGCGGCUUUGGCCCAGUUGCGUUCAGAACUCGUCUCUUUUGCGCCGCAACACGCCGAGCUUGCCGACUCGAUUUCCCCCAGCUCUGUUCCUCUCCCGUACGCCCUCUUCCAUCCACGAUUGGGUCUAUGUAUUGACGCCACCCGUCAUGGAAAUGAUGCCCGAUUCAUCCGACGCUCGUGCACCCCUACUGCGCAGCUGAAACAACUAUUAGUGGUGGGCGAUUUCGCUCCCGACUCGUCCACCGCCUUGCCCAACCGCCUGCAUUUUGGCAUUUUCGCCGCGUCCGACAUGGUCAAAGGCGCGGAAGUCACCCUCGCGUUCGACUUUCCGGUGGACGAUGCGCGCUUUCCUGUCGAGUGUGCGUGCACGUCGGCCAAUUGCGCCAUGUCGGAUUGGCGGCAGCGCAUGCUCGCCGAACGUAGCUUUCCUGGGUUGAUAUCAAGCCAAGAUGCUUUGCAACGAAAACGCAGGGCGUCAGUCUCGCAAGAUGACCAGCAGGUGCUAAAGCGAAUGCGCAUGAUUAGUGAAACGGGCACCGAGCUCGACGCCGAUGCCAACAAGUCUGCUGCUUUGGACGCUGAACUCGUCAAAUCCGAGCCAUCCGACUCGGCUCCCAUGGAUACUGCAGACCACGCUCUGGUGUCUUCGCAAGACGCUUCGUCCCAACACGAGUCGUCGGCGCCUUCCAGCGCGGUUCCUGUCAUUGAGACGCGCAGUCCGCUGCUCGACAUGGAUCCGAAAAAGAUGACGCGAGAGGAGCGCAAAAUGUACGCCCUGCUCAAGCAAUUCGAAAAGGUCGAGGCCAAGCAGCAGGCGGCCAACAAGAACGCCGCUGGCUCGACCACUCCGACGCACAACGGCCACGCUGCUGCCAUGCGUCGCACCUCGACGACGGCAUCACCAGCGCCCCAGCGCAAGCGUGGCGCUGAAGCUCCCGCGACGCCGCAACAGGCCCCGGGUGCCUCAGCCCCGCCAAUGACCCCAUCCGAUGCCGAACUCAAUCGCAAGCGUAGCCACACCGCCAUGGCGCUGCCAUCGGGAACGUCGGCCCCACCGACUCCGCUCGCUACGCCAAGAGCAACGUCCCGUUCACGACUGCCUUCAGUCGACGCCAGUAGCAGACCACUCGUGCUGACGGUGGCCAUGUUGAACGCUGACACCUCGCUCUUCCCAGUCAUCGAAACGGACAGUCCUCCGUGCACGCCCACGCGCGCCCGUGUGCUUCAGCUCGCGCACAUGUCGCCCGCUGCAGUGGGCGUCUCUUCGGCCACGUCAACCUCGACUCCAGCGACGCUCUCAGGCAGCAUUUCGCAGUCUGUGUUUGCCUUCCCUGCUAGCAGCACCGCUGCUCCCACCGCCAACGCAGUGGAAGCCGGCGUCACAAGCUCUCGGGAAUCCCCAGCGCCACUCGUCGCUGCUCGCUUUGGCAAGAAGGCGUGGGCUCGCGAGUUUGCCGCGACCGAGCAGAACGGCAGCGUGCCUUCCCCGCUCGCCUCGCCGUCGGUGAGUGGCUCGGGCCUGUCCACCCCCGUUGCCACGCCGCUCAGCCUCAAGUCCGACAUGGUUCAGCCAUUGUUUGAGCAUCACCAUUUCCCUUUGGUGCCCGUGCACGAGCUCCUCGCCAAUCCUGCCUCCCCCGCAGGCCGAGGCAAGAAGGCUUGGCUGCGAGACUUUCUUGACAAGGACACUGCCCCGCCGCGAGUGGUGCCGACCUCGCUCUCCAUGACGUCUGGGCUGCCCUCGCUGCCGUUUGCAAUGGAGGUCGAGUCAUCGUCGUCGACCUCGACGCUUCCUUUGCCGUUGAGCAGCAGCUUUGUGGUUGCCGAUGCCUCGCAAUCACUCGGCGCGUCCUCGAUGAAUGUCGUCGCCCCGCUGGAAAGCAGCAGUGGUAGCAGUAUCCUCUUGCAAGCGUCAUCAUCAGUGGCCGCCGCCACUCCACUGGUCGCGUCGCAGCCGUCCAGCUUGGAGCCACCAUCGAGCGUCGAUCUCACCAACAACCUGCCACAGCAAGGAGAGGUGCACAGUUUGGCUCCUACUCAAUCACUUCCGAGCAGCUUGCCUGAUACGCUCGCCGCUGCCAGCGCUCCAGUCGUAUCUUUGGAUGGCUCUUUUGCUGCAGAUGCGGCUUUGUCCGCACCGCGGGCGGCGCCCAACACCCCGACCAAGAAGAAGCUCAAUCUUGGUGACUACUUUAAGCGCAAGUCUGCCCCCGGUGAAACCCCGCUGGAGACGCCGUCGUCCGAAUCCCUUCCGCCAGUGUUUCCACCAUCCGCUUCGCUCAGUGCAAGUUUGCCGGUUGUUGCAGAGGCCGCUGUACCGCAGAGCGUUGCCAAACAGGCUUUGCCACCGUUGCCUGCUGCUGUGGUUGCGCCAACCAACUCCAUGGUGAUGGUUGAAGAUGCUGCUGCAGGAGGAGCAGGUGCCAGCUCGCUUGACCGGUCUACCAUCUCACUCGGCCAGCCAACCAUGCCGCGACCUGGCGCCUCUGCUGCACUCGAGUCCAACGGACUUGACCAUUCCAGUAUCAACAUUCUCGAGCGUAUGCAUCAGCCAUUGUCUGCAGCGCCGCCCUCCACGCUCUCCGCGACUCCAUCCGCCUCGGCGCCAUCCUCUGCAACGUCCGCCUCCUCCACCUCGACGUCCGCCGCUCCGGCCGGCAUGAGCAACGUGUUUGCGGGCAGCGGCUUUGGAUUCCCGUCGUUUGGAGCCUUCCAAUCAGCGCCUGCUCAAGCCCCGCAGCAACAACCGCGGCCUUCUGGUCCAUCUGGUCCUUCGACUCCUGGCCAACAGCCUGCCUUUGGUGCGCCCUUUAUGAAUGCUGGCAUGCCGACCGGGUUCCCUCCUUCGUCCCACCCCAUGGCUAUGAACGCCUUCAACCAAGGUCCGAUGCCAGGCCAGCCGCCGGCGUUUGGCAUGCCCAUGAGCGCAGGCGCGCCUGGCCAUCAUGGCUGGCAAGGCCACCCGCAGCAGCAACAGCCGCACAACAUGCCGCCCUUUGACUGGAAUGGCAGCGGCCGAGGUGGAAUGGACCACCGUGAAGCCGGUCGCGAUUUCAAUGCAGAUCGUGCCGAUUCCUAUCGUGGCGGGCGUCCAUCCUUUGAUCGCGACUUUCGAGGCGCUCCUCGUGGGCGCCCGUACCAUGGCAACAUGCCCUACUCGCGCGACUCGGUCGAGCGUGAUCGCGAUCGGGACCAAAGAGAGCGUGAGCGCGAUCGCGAUCGUGAACGAGACAUGCGGGAUCGGGAUCGCGAGCGUGAAUUGCGAGAGCGCGACCGCGAGCGUGUUUGAUUCUUGCCUCGUGUCGCGUUGGAGCCAGUGCUCUCGUUUGUGAGCAUUUUCGUUCGGUUUUUCUCGUUUAUUUCUGUGUUCUUGUGUUCUUGCC
Messenger RNA from Capsaspora owczarzaki ATCC 30864, 5097 nucleotides. RefSeq lists its product as hypothetical. The record is from RefSeq and is a predicted model, not a curated record. Gene Ontology annotation, molecular function: protein binding. Bases 105 to 5003 code for a protein of 1632 amino acids. Lineage: Eukaryota; Filasterea; Ministeriida; Capsasporidae. The transcript is spliced from 2 exons.